AUGACCUCACGGGCAUUAAAUAGGCCCCGGUCCUCCCUAGUAAAGCAUGUUCCCCGCUCCAACGACUCGACGAUUAUUUCACCGGUACAAUCGCUCGGGCGCCGUGCACAUCAGAUCGCCGAGUUCUCAAAUACCACGCACAAUGAAGAACGACUGGGACGUCGUGCGAAAGAGAAACUAUUAGACCGGGAGUUCUUCUUGAGUCUUCUGAACUCGGCUUCGACAAAGCGGGAAGCAAAGCAAUACCUUUCCCGCUUCAAAGCCAGUCCACCCAAGUCUACGCCAAACUCCGGGGAAGAACCCAAGGAUCCGGAAUCGGCAUCCUUACCCUCUGGUGUUAACCUGGGCGAGUUCUAUGGUGCUUCUAGGGCUGUAUAUGAUAGUCCGGUUUUUCGCCAAAAUACCACUCCAGCUCCUCAGGUGAAAGAAUUACCUGAGAGGUUACACUUGGCUUUGAUAAAGAUUACUACACCGCAAUCUCUGGAUGACUCGGUUGUCAAUGGAGUUGCUAGGACUCUCUCGCAACUUGUCCGAUUGGGGAUGGCAUGCUGUGUAGUAGUUGACCCGGGGCAUCUGGAUGGUGCUACAUCGCGGCAAACUGCUAUUGCGCAGGCCGAUCGGAUUUCCGAUGCGGUUGAUGCACAGCCCGACUCAUCAUCCUUUCGUCUAGACUCGGCACUCUCGAUUUCGGAGAAAAUGUCUGGCCAGCCUACUGUGGCGUCUCGAAAAAGAUUACUCACUCCGUUACGAGAUGGACAUGUCGUGAUCGUCACGCCAGUCGCGUAUGUCGAAGAAAACCCGAAGGCCGUGUCCGUGUCAGCGGACGACGCGGUUAUCGCACUGACCAAAGAAUUUGCUGGGCUGUCUACUUUCCCAGACCCGGACGAAGACCCCGCAGUUACCGCGGAACGCAUUGGGUCGCUACAAAAAGAAGUCUCACUAGAUCGAGUAAUUCUUUUACAUCCACUGGGUGGCAUUCCUGCGUUCAGAGGGCCGCAGGCCUCUCAUGUCUUCAUUAACAUGGAGCAAGAGUUUGGAGAUAUUGAAGAGGAGAUCUUGCAGACACGAAACGCCCUCUGUGGGGAUGUGACUGACACAAAAGCCAGCAAUGAUCUUGAUGCGGCUAAUGCAUUUUGGAAUAGCAAUCCCUUUUCACAAUUCGCCGCUAAGGAAGUCAUCUCACCUUUACCGGAAAAAUCAGAUAAACUACCUGGAUCCACAACGAUGCAACCUAUUCUCGAUGGUCAUCUAGAGAAUCUUCGUUUAUCCCGACAGACACUUGCUCUACUACCAAUUGGAGCAUCUGGGAUCAUUACCUCCCCAUACGAGGUCGCAAAUUCUUCCCGGUCAACCGGGAGUACCACACCGAACCUAUCAGCCGUUGGAACCCGGCGCCAGCGCAACCCGCUCAUUCACAACCUUCUCACCGAUAAACCCCUUCUCUCCUCUUCCCUACCUCCAGGUCGUCGAGGCCCUGCCAAUGGCCGCGCCAGUGUGAUCAGUCCUCUCACAUCCCACUCAACCUUUGUGAAGCGUGGAAUGCCUCUUACCCUUCUUCCCAACCCACACGUGCAAGUGUGGACUGCUCAACAUCAACCACGACUACAACUCAACGACCCAUCAAUCGACUUGUCUCGCCUCGUUUUUCUCAUCGAAGAUUCCUUCGACCGAAAGCUGGAUCUCCAGAAUUAUCUCGAGCGAGUCAAUGAUCGUAUUGCUGGUCUGAUUAUUGCUGGCGAGUACGAAGGCGGUGCAAUCCUCACUUGGGAAACGCCACCUGGCGUAGUCGAUGAUGGCAGUGAAGAAAGCGUCGCACGGAUGGUCCCAUAUCUGGACAAAUUUGCAGUAUUGAAACGUAGCCAGGGCGCUGGCGGUGUGGCUGACGUGGUGUUCAAUGCAAUGGUGCGUACAUGUUUUCCUAAUGGAGUCUGUUGGCGCAGUCGCAAGGACAAUCCGGUCAAUAAGUGGUAUUUUGAGCGGUCGUCCGGUACCUGGAAGCUGUCUGAAAGUAAUUGGACUAUGUUUUGGACAACACCUGGGCUACCAGAGGAUUCACAGCGGUUCCAGGAUUAUGAAGCUGUUUGUCGAGCUAUUCAGCCAAGCUGGGCAGACAACAAAAGUGUGAUCGAUUAA
Messenger RNA from Penicillium angulare, 2133 nucleotides. It is a transcript of the gene arg2, whose product is annotated as acetyl-CoA:L-glutamate N-acetyltransferase. The coding region runs from base 1 to 2133 and encodes 710 amino acids. Gene Ontology annotation, cellular component: mitochondrial matrix. Gene Ontology annotation, molecular function: L-glutamate N-acetyltransferase activity, acting on acetyl-CoA as donor; arginine binding. NCBI's taxonomy places the organism in Eukaryota, Fungi, Ascomycota, Eurotiomycetes, Eurotiales, Aspergillaceae. The record is from RefSeq and is a predicted model, not a curated record. The transcript has 3 exons. Gene Ontology annotation, biological process: L-arginine biosynthetic process.